Molecule: messenger RNA, 5027 nt
Organism: Odocoileus virginianus texanus
Lineage: Eukaryota; Metazoa; Chordata; Mammalia; Artiodactyla; Cervidae
Source: RefSeq, a predicted model, not a curated record
AUGUCUCGCGAGCGGCACCCCCGCACCGACAUCCCCCGCAACCUGAGCUUCAUUGCCUCGCUGACAGAGCGCGCCUACUACUUCAGUCAGCGGCCCAGCCUCGAGGAGGAGCCAGAGGAGGAGCCAGGCGAGGGAGGGACGCGUCUCGGGGCCCGACCCCGAGCUCCAGGUCCGAGUCGGGGGCGCCGGGCUCGUUCUGCGCCCGCCGGAGGCAGCGGGAUCCGGGCGCUCCGCAACCACAGCCCUGAUACCCGUAAGAGAGUGCGUUUCGCUGACGCGCUGGGGCUGGAACUGGCAGCCGUGCGCCGCUUCCGCCCGGGAGAGCUGCCCCGGGUGCCCCGCCACGUGCAAGUCCAGCUGCAGAGGGACGCCCUCCGCCACUUCGCGCCGUGCCAGCCCCGCUCCCGAGGCCUCCAGGAGGCGCGCGCCGCCCUGGAGCCGGCCAGCGAGCCCGGCUUCGCCGCCCGCUUGCAGGCUCAGCGCAUCUGCCUGGAACGCGUCGAGGCGGGCCCGCUGGGCGUGGCCGGGAGCGCGCGCGUGCUGGACCUGGCCUACGAGAAGCGCGUGAGCGUGCGCUGGAGUGCCGACGGCUGGCGGAGCCAACGAGAGGCGCCCGCCGCCUACGCCGGCCCGGCUCCGCACCCGCCUCGCGCCGACCGCUUCUCCUUCCGCCUGCCGGCGCCACCCAUUGGAGGCGCCCUGCUCUUCGCCCUGCGCUACCGCGUGACGGGCCGCGAGUUCUGGGACAACAACGGCGGCCGUGACUAUGCUCUGCGUGGGCCGGAGCACCCGGGCAGUGGCGGAAACCCGGAGCCCCAGGGCUGGAUCCACUUCAUCUGAGACGCAGGCGGCCGACGGCGGAAAAAAAUCAAAGGCACCGGAAGGGCUGGGAGAUCCCAAACAUUUGCCUGAGAGGAAUGGGAGAAACCGGGACUGGCGGGGAGCUGUCCUAAGGAGUCAAGUCAGGGAGGGCGAGGAGAAUUGGAGAAACCAAAGGGGUGUGAAGAGUGUGUGGACUUAAAGAAAGCCGAAGAGACUGGGGUGGGUGUGAGUGGAUGAACCCACGUCAUAGAAAAGGGAGACGGAAGGGGUGCUGGAAUAUUAGAAAAGAAGCAAAAGGACGAUGGUGACAUUCUCUUCCGUGAGUGGGUACCGGGAGAAAGUGAGUAGGUGGGUCAGGCUUAGGUAGUCAAAGGUUGAGGACACCUCUUUGGUACUCAGGAGGUAUUUUAUGUGAACUAGAAACACACCGCAGUUGAAAUCAUUUAGAUUGCUGGUUCACUCCCUCUUACUGGUCUUUGCCACCCCAGGUCCCACAGGGGACCUGGCUGUCCUAGCUUUAACUCAGCUAUAAUUACCUUGCUUAAGUCCCAGGAAUUUGGCCAUUGCUCCCCAGCCCCCGGCAUUAUGACAGGAUUCCCUUGUCACCCCUGCAGUCCCUGGUUUCAGUCUUUGCCGACUGGCUGGGGAGUGAUGGCAGGUAACAGUCGGAGCUCCUUCCUCCAGGCAGCCCUGGGGAUGAAAAUGAAAGCAAAACCAACUCCAGGCCUUGUAGCUAAAUAAUGUGGUGCCUAAGGGGUGAGUGCAAUCAGGAGCUUCCAGAAAAAUGCCAGCCUUACCUUUCUGGGUGCCUUCUAAUGACCUCUAAGCACUUUAUGGACUGUCUUUGUCAAGGGACAACACGGGGUUCUUUCUGCCUCAGAAGAAAAGGGAAUCACUGACUAGCUGGAUAACUUUGGGCAAGUUACUUCACCUCUCUGGGCCCCAGUUUCCUCCUUGAGAAACUGCAUUUGGAUUAGUUGAUCUCUUAGGCCCCUUCUUGCUCUGACAUUGUAUGAUCUGUGAGGGGAAGAGUGUGGAUUAGAAGCCACAUUCUCCAGCCUGCAGUUGGAGUGCUUACAGUUCAGAACACACAGUACCCCAAGCAUCUGGUUGGGCCUGAGAAUGGUCCUCCAGUUUUUGACACAUGUUCCAGAGCCCAGGAAACAUCCCAUAGCCAGCUUACAGUCUCAGGAUAUUCCAGGGCCUCUUUCACCCCCUUGCUUUUUGCUCUUGCCCCACAGACUUCCAGCCUGGGUGCUAUGAGACAGCUUGUGGGAGGUGCCUCUCGGGGAAAAUGAUGCUUGGGAGCCCCUAAGAUGAAACAGUGUUGGGGACUUUCUUGAGGUUAAAGGAUUAUUGGUAUGAGAAAUGGAAAACUUUUCAAAUAAAGAAGCAGAGCAGCUUGAAAAUUAAAUGGUGCCAGAAGAUAGCAGUCUGUUCAUACCCUGAGCAAGUGAAUGGGAAAGCUGGACUCCUACCCAUUCACAUUCAUGCUUUAUGUCUCCUGGUUAACCUCUGCUGGGUGUUUUGUUUUUCCUCUCCUUUCACCCUGUUUCUUUCUUUCUUUUUUUUUUUUCCACCCUGUUUCUAAGUUCUUCUCUUUCCUUCUGCCCCUCUCACCAUUUUCAUUUUCUUUUAGCAUGUAGGGUAUUUACCUUCAUUUCCUCUCCAUCUGCCUCCCUCUUCAUCCUUGUUGAUCUCUGCUAUUCCUUCUCCCUCCAGAAGAGGUUCCUUUUCUCCAAGGCCAUGGUUGGUCCACUUUGCUCUCUCAGGCUCCUUCUUGACAGUCUUCUAGAAGGGAGAAGAAGCAGUUCCUGAUGCUGCAGAUGAACAUGGAGCUCCCAGGUAACCAGCUCCCCAAACCCAUUUCUUUCUGUUACUGAUUUCUCAAAAAUUUUUGGAUUCCCCUUUUACCACUCAGUGAGAGAAGGUAGACGCAUACAUGCAUUCAGAAUAGAGUAUAGGGCUUGUUUAUCGUGCCCCUCCUCUCCAAAACCCUAAUUCUUUAAAGAAAAAAAAGGUUAAAAGAGAAACCCCAAGUCACUCUAAUGCCCAUUUAAAUGUUAUCCUUAUCUGAUAACAAAGAAUUUCCUGUAUCUUGUGGAUCACCUUCAGGUCAGAGUCCCAGCAGAGUGAGGAGAGAAAGUGUACUGGAAGCCACCAAGCAAUGCACUUUUUAGUCACCAAUGAAGAGCCCAGGGGAGGAUAAUGGAGUGGGAGACGGGGUCAAGGCUCAAUGUGUAAUCUCUUGCUUAAUGUGUAUGCAUGACUGUUAUCUUGUAUUUAGCAAUCUCAAGAGCCCACAUUUACUUAUCUAUCCACUAAAAUCUGGUGCCUUGCAUGCAUUAUAAUCCUGAAAACAACCCUAUGAAUUGAGUAAUGUUAUUCUUGUUUUAGAGAGAAAACAGUUCAGAAAAGCUCAGUAAUUUAUUCAAGAUCACACAACUAGUAAAUGGCAGAGCUAGGGUUGUGAAUGCAGGAGAUCUCCAGAGCCUCUGUGUAUAAGCAUGAUGUCAUAAUAUUUUCCUUUAAAAACAAAAUUAAAACCUUGCCUUUAAAAAAAAAACAAAAAACAGAAACCCUUGCCACAUCUCGUACUAGGAAAAGACGAGUUUCUAAUUGUGCUCUGCCUUCCCAGCCUUCCUAACUGGCUUGGGAAAGGCAAAGCACUGAGGGUCCCAGGCUUCGUCUGCUCCUUCCAGAAGCUUGCUGCUGCUUUCUGUGACCCUGUCCCAGCUCUGGAUCAGCAAGGAACCACUUCACCUGCCUGCUGGAGAAUUUAGGAACCCAUGUGAACUCCAGCCUUCACAUACAGUGGGAUUCUCUUCUGGCCCUAGGUAGUUUUAGUCCACACCUGUUGGCGUGCUGUACGCCUUCCUACCCUACCCCCCACCCCCCUACUAGCCUUGAACCGCCCAGUUGCCUAAAAUUUGCACUGGAAGGAUUCAUGAAUAGGCUAAUUGCUGGAUGGUCUGCUGGAUGGUCGGGCUCUGGAGCCCGAGUAAUACUAAGGGGAUAAAUGCAAAUGAAUUUGGGGCCAGGGAACCAAGGAGAAUUCAUUGUUCUUGGGCUUCAUCCCUUGAGAAUUACCAUUGCUCACCCAUUCCUGUUCUCAACUUUUCAGAGCCAAGACAUGAGUCCUGUGGUUUUUCCAUACAGAGUUGCCCCAGGGUAGUGGUGGGAAGGUGGUAAGCUGCUAGUCAAAUCUGACAUGAGAAACACUUGGAAUUUGGCAGAAUCUUUAGAGGUGUGUCAUGUGUUAAGCACAGGACUUCCUGACCAAACAGGAACAGUUCAGGGUAUAACCUGUCAGUCGUGGACUGGGAAGUGCCAUAUGAGAAACCAGUACCAUGGUCAUGGGCUGGGUCCUUGAAGCAACACAGCAGGAACACUUUUGCCCUUUCCUCUCAUCCAGACCUCAGAUGUCCUUCCUACAUACUCUUCCUGUUCCUUUGUUUUCCUUUAUGAAUGUAGCUCAUCAUUUCUCUUCUUAAUAAGCCCUAACUCAGCUUUCCAAUCUCAUCCUACACUCCCUUUCUUCUAACUCCUGUGUUUUUCUGGAGCUCCUCUGGAUCUUGGCAAUCCAUAGAUCACAGAAUUCAGAGACCUGAAAAGGCUUGUCUUUGGAGAUCUAUAUUCCUCUAGAGAUGAGGACACAGGUCCAGAGAUUAGAAGGGACCCCAGCAGGGUCAGAGAAUUUGUUAGUACAACUGCAGAUGGGACUUAAAUCCAAGCCUCCUGACCUCAUCAUAUUCCCAGGCUACCAAAGAGUCCUGUCUCCACAGGAACAGACCCAUGAUUUUUCUUGGCAAGGGAUACAUCAGAAGUGUUUCAUUUUCUGCUUCUAGUUUCCAUUCCCUACUGCAUUCAGGCAGAAAGAGAAACAAAAGGGACUAGUAUGUCUUAGCCUUGGCACUUGCUUCAGUGAUGUUGCUGAAGAACAGUGAAGUUGCUAAAACAAACAACUGAAUAAUCUACCCAUUGAAUAGCUAACCUAGAGAGGAAAUAAAAGUGUGUUCUGUGAAUCCCCCCAAACCACUGUUCUCAUCAGACCCUCCCUGAACCUCCUCACCCCCUUCACAGUGCAGCUUGGUUCUCUGGACCCCAUACCUGCUGGUAUUGUGCCUCAUUUCAGCUUCCUCAUGCAACUGCCUUCCCUUUUGGAUAGAAGACCUCAUCUUUGAAAUAAAUUUGAAAUUUGAAAA